This is a messenger RNA of Galeopterus variegatus (Sunda flying lemur), 582 nucleotides long. Its product is annotated as kelch domain-containing protein 7A-like. The annotation marks the transcript as partial. The transcript has a single exon. Gene Ontology annotation, molecular function: protein binding. Lineage: Eukaryota; Metazoa; Chordata; Mammalia; Dermoptera; Cynocephalidae. The record is from RefSeq and is a predicted model, not a curated record.
ACACCAGCCACACCCUGGAGUCAAGUGUUUNGGGGAGAGUGUCUGAACACGGUUGAGUGUUACGAUCCUCGCCUGGACCGCUGGGCCUUCGCCCCACCACUCCCCAACGACACGUUUGCCCUGGCGCACACAGCCACAGCAUGUGCCGAUGAGAUCUUUGUCACGGGUGGCACACUGCGCUACCUGCUGCUCCGCUUCUCGACCCAGGGACAGCGUUGGUCAGCCAGCCCUACGGGGGGCAGCAAGGACCGCACAGCCGAGAUGGUGGCGGUCAAUGGCUUUCUCUACCGCUUUGACCUCAACCGCAGCCUGGGCAUUGGCGUGUACCGCUGCAGUGCCAGCACCCGGCUCUGGUAUGAGUGCACCACGUACCGGAUGCCUUACCCCGAGGCCUUCCAGUGCGCCGUGGUGGACAACCUCAUCUACUGCGUGGGGCGCCAGCGCAUGCUCUGCUUCCUGGCCGACUACAUCUCGCCCAGGUUUGUGCCCAAGGAGCUGCAGAGCUUCCCGUCCCCGCAGGGCACACUCCUGCCCACCGUCCUGACCCUGCCUGCCCCUGAUGUCCCUCAGACCAGGGUCUAG